Messenger RNA from Cavia porcellus (domestic guinea pig), 2247 nucleotides. RefSeq names its product keratin 71 (gene Krt71). Gene Ontology annotation, cellular component: keratin filament. Gene Ontology annotation, biological process: keratinization; intermediate filament organization. The transcript is spliced from 9 exons. NCBI's taxonomy places the organism in Eukaryota, Metazoa, Chordata, Mammalia, Rodentia, Caviidae. The record is from RefSeq and is a predicted model, not a curated record. Gene Ontology annotation, molecular function: structural constituent of skin epidermis. Bases 78 to 1649 code for a protein of 523 amino acids.
CCUCCCUGCAGCCAGCAGAGCCUUUGUGGGAUUUUGCCUUCCUUCUCUUGCACCUAAGCUCCAUCUCCACCAGCACCAUGAGCCGCCAGUUCACCUGCAAGCCAGGAGCUGUUGCCAAGGGAGGCUUCAGCGGCUGUUCUGCAGUGCUCUCUGGAGGCAGCUCAUCCUCCUACCGUGCAGGGGGUAAAGGGUUGAAUGGAGGCUUUGGCAGUAGGAGCCUCUACAGCCUGGGAGGUGCCCGGAGCAUCUCCCUCAACGUGGCCAGUGGCAGCGGAAAGAGCGGCGGUUUUGGAUUUGGCCGCAAUCGGCCCAGUGGCUUUGCAGGCAGCAUCUUCGGCAGCGUGGCUCUGGGGCCUGUGUGCCAGACCGUGUGCCCACCUGGAGGCAUCCACCAGGUCACCGUCAAUGAGAGCCUCCUGGCUCCCCUCAAUGUGGAGCUUGACCCUGAGAUCCAGAAAGUACGUGCCCAGGAGCGAGAGCAGAUCAAGGCGCUGAACAACAAGUUUGCCUCCUUCAUCGACAAGGUGCGCUUCCUGGAGCAGCAGAACCAGGUGCUGCAGACCAAGUGGGAUCUGCUGCAGCAACUGGACCUGAACAACUGCAAGAACAACCUGGAGCCCAUUCAUGAAGGUUACAUCAGCAACUUGCGGAAGCAGCUGGAGACGCUGUCUGGAGACAAAGUGAGGCUGGACUCAGAGCUGAGGAAUGUGCGUGAUGUGGUGGAGGACUACAAGAAGAGGUAUGAAGAGGAGAUCAACAGACGGACCGCUGCAGAAAAUGAAUUUGUGCUGCUCAAGAAGGAUGUGGAUGCUGCUUAUGCCAAUAAGGUGGAGUUGCAGGCCAAGGUGGACUCCAUGGACGAGGAGAUUAAGUUCUUGAAGGGUCUCUAUGAAAUUGAGCUUUCUGAGAUUCAGUCCCACAUCAGUGACAUGUCUGUCAUCCUGUCCAUGGACAACAACCGGAAUCUGGACCUGGACAGCAUCAUUGAUGAGGUCCGCACUCAGUAUGAGGAGAUUGCCCUGAAGAGCAAGGCUGAGGCUGAGGCUCUGUACCAGACCAAGUUCCAGGAGCUGCAGCUGGCAGCUGGCCGGCAUGGAGAUGACCUCAAAAACACCAAGAAUGAGAUCACAGAGCUCACCCGGCUGAUCCAGAGGCUCCGCUCAGAGAUUGAGAAUGCCAAGAAACAGGCUUCUAACCUAGAAACAGCCAUUGCUGAUGCUGAGCAGCGAGGAGACAAUGCACUCAAGGAUGCCCGGGCCAAACUGGAUGAGCUCGAGAGUGCCCUGCACCAGGCCAAGGAUGAGCUGGCCCGGAUGAUGCGGGAAUACCAGGAGCUCAUGAGCUUAAAGCUGGCCCUGGACAUGGAGAUUGCCACCUACCGCAAGCUGCUGGAGAGCGAGGAAUGCAGGAUGUCAGGCGAAUAUCCUUCCCCUGUCAGCAUCUCUAUCAUCAGCAGCACCAGUGGCAGCAGUGGCUUACGUCCCAACACUGUCAGUGGUGGCUAUGUAGCUAACAGCACCAGCUGCAUCUCUGGUGUGUGCAGCGUCCGCGGUGGAGAAGGCAGGAACCGGAGCAGUGCCAGUGAUUACAAGGAUACUCUGGGGAAAGGCUCCAGCCCAAGCACCUCCUCCAAGAAAGGCAGUCGAUAGAGAGGGCUGUCCAUGCCCUUCCUUACCCUAGGACCCUAGCUCUGUACCCCAUCCACACUAGCAGUCCCAUCUCUACCCUGCUGGUCCUACCUGUGACCCCCUCCCUUUGGAUGCCAACUCAUUUCUCCUGUCUGGGUCUUCUGAGCCUGGACGGGUGCAGACCAUUGUGCCUGGUGCAACACUUCCCAGCAUACCCUAUGGGAUCACCUCCUUAGCUGUGGUCCCCUAGCCACAUAGACAGCUCAACCCGGCUUCAGCUUGUCCUCUGCCAGCCCCGUCUCAGUCCUCAUUUAUGCUGCUGGGCUCCCAGGGCCUCAGACUGAUGCCCCCCAUAUGCUGGACCUUCCCCUCAGCUCCUGCUUCUGCUGGGGGCUGGCAUUAUGUUAGAAGGAAGACUGAAGGACCUCUGGGCAAGAGUGACCCAGGCCCAUCCCACCUUGACACAGCAUCAUGGCUCAUUCUGAGUGGGACUAAGCACAGCUCUAAGUCUCUCUCUUCACUCUUCUGCACCCAGAAACUCAGAAGAGGGACACUGUUUACUUCCCCUGUGUUCUUCAAAACCCUACCUGUUGCAUUCUCAAUAAACAGCACGAUCUCA